AUGGGGUUUUUAAAUAAAGCAUUGUUCUUUGGAGGAAUAUAUGGUAUAGGAGUAUAUGCAGGUGCUGUUGCAUGGACUAUCAGAAAAGACAUUCUACGUUAUGAGUCAGAACCCCAUUUGAAACCUUUAGUUCCAGAAAAAAGAGUCGUAUCUAUUUAUAACAACAUUGCCGAAAAAUAUAGUAAGCGAAUAACAAAAGAAGAACUGUUUUCAGGCAUUUACUUUCUUCGUUUUUUUCACUUACGAAACGCAAAAGGUCGUGUUUUGGAAAUAGGAAGUGGACCAGGCUCGAAUUUUUCAUUCUACAAAUGGAAACAAAUACAAUCUUUAUCUCUCGUGGAACCUUCAGAAGAAAUGCAUAAACUAGCUUCCUCGCGCGCUGAAAAGAAAGUUCCAGAGUCGGUUCAUCUAAAACAAUAUUCAGAUUUUGAAGAAGUGCCAAAGGAAAGCUCGUUUGAUACAAUUGUUCAAACAUUUUGUCUUUGCUCACAAGAAAAGGCAGUGGAAAGUUUGAACAAUGCUAAAGAAAUGUUACGUCCAGGCGGACAAAUAUUGCUCAUUGAGCAUGGUCAGAGUAAGUAUGGAUGGCUGAAUAAAAUAUUGAAUACUUAUGCUGAAUCGCAUUAUGAGGAUUGGGGGUGUGUAUGGAACAGAAAUAUACUGGAACUCAUUGAAGAGUCUAAUCUUGAGCUCGACUCUUGUAAACGCUACAACUUUGGAACAACCUAUGUGAUAAAAGCUCACUAA
Molecule: messenger RNA, 747 nt
Organism: Schizosaccharomyces octosporus yFS286
Lineage: Eukaryota; Fungi; Ascomycota; Schizosaccharomycetes; Schizosaccharomycetales; Schizosaccharomycetaceae
Product: methyltransferase
Exons: 2
Coding region: 1-747 (248 amino acids)
Source: RefSeq, a predicted model, not a curated record